Molecule: messenger RNA, 1605 nt
Organism: Fusarium fujikuroi IMI 58289
Lineage: Eukaryota; Fungi; Ascomycota; Sordariomycetes; Hypocreales; Nectriaceae
Product: related to cyclin dependent kinase C
Exons: 6
Coding region: 1-1605 (534 amino acids)
Biological process (GO): protein phosphorylation
Cellular component (GO): nucleus
Molecular function (GO): ATP binding; cyclin-dependent protein serine/threonine kinase activity
Source: RefSeq, a predicted model, not a curated record
AUGUCAGACUCGACGCCUGAUGGCACUUCGCCUCGAACCUUUGCGCUCAACCACUUGAGGCCAAAAUCAAGCUUCAAGGGAUGCUCCCGUAUUUCCGACUAUGAAUUGCUAGGCAAACUGGGAGAGGGAACCUUUGGUGAGGUUCACCGUGCCCGCUUGCGCAAGACCGGCACCCUUGUCGCCUUGAAAAAAAUCAUCAUGCAUCAUGAAAAGGAUGGCUUUCCCAUUACCGCCCUUCGCGAGAUUAAGCUUCUCAAGCUCUUGUCGCACAAGAACAUCCUGAGACUCGAGGACAUGGCCAUCGAGCACCCAACCAGACAGACCGAUAAGCGCAAAAAGCCCAUCGUAUACAUGGCCACUCCCUAUAUGGAUCACGAUCUUUCCGGUCUUCUCGAUAACCCCUCAGUGCAUUUCAAGGAGCCUCAAAUCAAGUGCUACAUGCUGCAACUGCUCGAAGGCCUGCGAUAUCUCCACGACAGCCGCAUUCUGCACCGAGACAUGAAAGCUGCCAACCUGCUCAUCAACAACCAAGGUAUCCUUCAGAUUGCCGAUUUCGGUCUCGCUCGACACUACGAAGGAGAUGUUCCCAAGGCUGGCCAAGCUUACGGCCCAGGAAGGCGAGAUUAUACUGGUCUGGUGGUAACUCGAUGGUACCGACCACCCGAGCUUCUACUACAAUUACGGCAAUACACCCCCGCUAUUGACGUUUGGGGAGUAGGCUGUGUACUGGGCGAGAUGCUCUUCGGAAAGCCCAUUUUGGCUGGCGAAAGUGACGCACAUCAGCUGGACAUGAUCUGGGACUUGAUGGGAUCUCCUACUGAAGACAAUAUGCCUGGGUGGAAGCAGUUGCCCGGUGCUGAUCAUCUAUCCCCUCGGCCACGAACUGGCAACCUCCAGAACAGAUUCAGAGAGUACGGCUCGGGCGCAGUCUCACUAUUGAAAGAACUUCUUAAACUGGACUGGCGGACACGAAUCAACGCAGUGGACGCCCUACAACACCCAUGGUUCAAGAUGGCGCCUCUGCCGUUAGAGCCCCACGAGAUCCCUGUUUACGAAGAAAGUCACGAGUUAGAUAGAAGAAAGUUCCACGACCGCAAGGCUGCCUUGCCCCCUGCCCCAAAGGGUGGGACUGUAGGUAUUGGCCCAGAUGCGAAGGGCGCCACAGCGGGCUUCAACAGCAAUGAGCCUUACGGAAAUGGCCGGAAUGGUGUGAACGGGAGCAGAUAUCGCAACGGACCAGAUGAAAGGCGUCCAGCUUGGCAACGAGAUCGAGGCGCUGGGUUACCGCCACGACCGCCUCCGAACGACGACGUGGACUAUCGUGAGCGAGGACCUCCUCGUGGGAGAGGAGCACCUGGGCCAAGAGCCCCAGAUGUCGACACGUACAUACCCGCCUAUAACCGGGAUGAUCCAGGCCGACGGAGGGACGACCGCCCCCCUCCACCACCCAGAGAUGAUCGUCGGCGACGCAACAGCAGAGAAGACCGACGCUACGAUAGAGACCGUGGCACCAUCAGCCGCAGUAGGUCACCCAGGCAUGAUCGGUCAAGAGAUCGAGACAGGCAAGAGCGUGAUAGGCCGGAGCGUGAUGCAUACCGGAGAUAG